Messenger RNA from Miniopterus natalensis, 1764 nucleotides. RefSeq names its product peripheral myelin protein 22 (gene PMP22). NCBI's taxonomy places the organism in Eukaryota, Metazoa, Chordata, Mammalia, Chiroptera, Miniopteridae. Gene Ontology annotation, cellular component: plasma membrane. The record is from RefSeq and is a predicted model, not a curated record.
CUCGCUUCCCGCUAGCAGCCCGGCCGCGCGCUCCUCGGGGACGCCAGCAGCCAGCCGAGAGGACUCCGCGAGUGCGUGCCUGAGGCCACCCUGAGGAUCGGGGACAGCUACCCCUUUGGGCUCAGAAACUCCGCUGAGCAGAACUUGCCGCCAAAAUGCUCCUCCUGCUGCUGGGUAUCAUCGUGCUCCACGUGGCCGUGCUGGUGCCGCUGUUCGUCUCCACGAUCGUCAGCCAAUGGAUCAAGGGCAAUGGCCAUGUGACUGACCUCUGGCAGAACUGUAGCACCUCCUCGGGCCACAUCCACCACUGCUUCUCAUCAUCGGCAAACGCAUGGCUGCAGUCUGUCCAGGCCACCAUGAUCCUGUCCGUCGUCUUCAGUGUCAUAUCGCUGUUCCUGUUCUUCUGCCAGCUCUUCACCCUCACCAAGGGGGGCCGGUUUUACCUCACUGGAUUCUUCCAAAUCCUUGCUGGUCUGUGUGUGAUGAGCGCAGCGUCCAUCUACACGGUGAGACACACCGAAUGGCACUACAGCUCUGAUUACACCUAUGGAUUCGCCUACAUCCUGGCCUGGGUCGCCUUCCCCCUGGCUCUGCUCAGCGGUGUCAUCUACGUGAUCUUGCGGAAGCGCGAAUGAGGGGCCCGGACAGUUCGUCUGAGGCCCUGAGCAUGCACAGGGGAGGGAGGAGGGAAACCUGAAAAGAGAAACAAACAAACACAAAAAGUUAGCCAAAAGACCCAAACUCAAAUCAAACCAAACCAAACAGAAAGCAGUUGGGGGGCGGGGUUAGUGUUGAUUGAAGAUGUAUAUAAUAUCUACGGUUUAUAAAACCUAUUUAUAACACUUUUUACAUAUAUGUACAUAGUAUUGUUUGCUUUAUAUGUUGACCAUCAGCCUUGUGUUGAAACCUUAAAGAAGUAGCUAAGGAACUUCACAUCCUAACCGUAUUAUCAAGCUCAAUAUUUUUGUUCUGUUUUUUGUUUUUUUGGUUUUACCCAGAAAUAAAAUGAUUCCAUCUCUCCCCUUCCCUUUCAUCUGAAAGAAGAUACCUCCCUCCCACUCCACCUCAUUUAGAAAACCAAAGUGUGGGUAGAAAGCCUGAAUGGCCCAAAGCCCUCUCCGUGUGGUGGCCCGGUUCUCGCAGAGGCCGGCUCUGCCCACAUGCCCCAUGCGCGCAUGGGUGAAACCCUCAAACUGGAGCCCUCGGCAAAAUCACGGCUGUGGCUUUGGAAUACUCGCCCUUGAGGGUGGGUGUCCUGGCCACACCUCUAGAUGAGAAAUCAGUGACAAAAAAAACUAUGAAAUGGUGCUAUGUAUUUACCAUUCCUUAUUAUCACUAAUCUUCUAAACUACUCACUGGAAAUUCAAUUAACAAUCUUACACCGUAAAGUAGAAUGGAGACCUGAAUAAUUCUGUGUAAUAUAAAUGGUUUAUAACUGCUUUUGUACCUAGUUGGGCUGCUAUUACUACCAUAACGAAUGAAUAAUAAACACAGCUUCAUCACUCCCACAGUCUUCUUGCGGUCGGAGCGUCAGGACAAGUCCCUAGACCCCCGAGGCCACGAGUUUCCAGGCUCAGCCGGGUCUAGGCUGUUCUCGGUCUCCAAGGACUGUCUGGCAAUGACUUGUAUUGGCCACCACUGUAGAUGUAUAUAUGGUGCCCUUCUGAUGCUAAGACUCCAGACCUUUUUUUUGCUUCGCUUUUUCUGAUUUUAUACCAACUGUGUGGACUAAGAUGCAUUAAAAUAAACAUCAGAGUAACUCAC